AUGACGGAACUACUACGUAAAGCUGGUAUGGAAUCGCGUACACCUCUAGCCACACCGAUGUCCAAUACAAUGUCUAAAGCUGCAACUGGCUCUACUCCACUUGAUGAUCUAACGCCUUAUCGUCAGCUAGUUGGGUCCCUGAUGUACUUAUUGGUUACACGGCCAGAUUUGUCAUUCCCCAUGAAUCGCCUGUGCCUGUUUAUGCACAGUCCCACUGAAGAUCAUUGGGCAGCACUAAAACGGGUGCUACAGUAUGUUAAAAGUACCCUUACUCACGGGUUACGAUUGGCCGUUUCUCAAUCUCCGAUGGUCUAUGCGUUUUCCGACUCCGACUGGGUAGGCUGCUCGCUGGAUAGAAAGUCGACUGCAAGCUUUGCAAUGUUCCUUGGUUCGAAUUUGAUCCCGUGGGUGUCUUGCAAACAGCGCACGGUCGCACGUUCUUCUACCAAAGCGGAAUAUAAAGCCUUAGCCGAUGUUGCUGUGGAGGUAGUGUGGGUUCAAUUGUUGCUUCGUGAACUUAUGGGCAACAUAUCUGUGCGCCAAUCCGGUGUUUCAUGCGAGGACAAAAACACGUUGAGGUGGACUAUCAUUUCGUUCGGGACAAGGUCUCCAUAG
Molecule: messenger RNA, 615 nt
Organism: Ipomoea triloba (trilobed morning glory)
Lineage: Eukaryota; Viridiplantae; Streptophyta; Magnoliopsida; Solanales; Convolvulaceae
Product: secreted RxLR effector protein 161-like
Exons: 1
Coding region: 1-615 (204 amino acids)
Source: RefSeq, a predicted model, not a curated record